Messenger RNA from Neopelma chrysocephalum (saffron-crested tyrant-manakin), 1526 nucleotides. RefSeq names its product CWC25 spliceosome associated protein homolog (gene CWC25). Gene Ontology annotation, cellular component: U2-type spliceosomal complex. The record is from RefSeq and is a predicted model, not a curated record. NCBI's taxonomy places the organism in Eukaryota, Metazoa, Chordata, Aves, Passeriformes, Pipridae. Bases 1 to 828 code for a protein of 275 amino acids. Gene Ontology annotation, biological process: mRNA splicing, via spliceosome. The transcript has 8 exons.
AUGGAGGAGAAAAGGAGGGAGGAGGAAAAGAAGAGGGAAGUUUUGAAUAAUCCUGUGAAAAUGAAGAAAAUCAAAGCUUUGCUGCAGAACAGUUUGGAUAAAAAGGAGAAGAAGAAGAAGAAAGAGAAGAAGAAGAAGCACAAGAAGCACCGACGGCGCAGCUCCAGCAGCGACAGCUCCAGCAGUGAGGAGGAGAGAAGCAAAAAUAAGUCUCAGAAGAGGAUGGACAAUUCCUCCUGGAAACCUGCUCCUUACAAAGUCCCAGGAUAUGGUUUGCAGGUGAGAGACUCAGAGCAGAGCCACAGGUCCCGGAGCUCCCCAGGGCCUGGCCAGGACAGGGCUCCCCACAGGCACCGGGAUCGUUCCCGGAGCUCCUCCCGCUCCCCCCAGAGACAUCCCAGCAAGAGGAACUCGGAGCAAUCCGGCUCCAGGGGCUCAGGAUCUCCUUCCAAACACAGCAAACAGCACAGCAGUCGGGAGGAGAAGGGCAGAGCCAGGAGCCCUUCCCCCAAAAAGAGCUACAGGCGCCAGCACCCCCCGGGUUACACCAGAAAACUCUCUCCAGAGGAACUGGAGCGUAAACGGCAGGAAAUGAUGGAAAAUGCCAAGUGGAGGGAAGAGGAGAGAGCAAACAACCUCAGGAAACACAGGAAGGAGGAGGAGCUGGAGCGAGAGCUGGAGAAACUCGACGCCAGGGAUGGAAAGUUCUUCCACCGUUUGAAGCUGGAGAGUGCCUCCACCUCCACCCUGGAGGACCGUGUGAAGAGGAACAUCCACUCCCUGCAGAGAACUCCUGCUGCCUUGGAAAAGAACUUUAUGCAGAGAUGAGGCUUGUUCUCCCUCUGCUCCCGUGCAGCAGUUAAAUGGACUCUUGUUCCCAGAGGUGAGAGCCUUCCAGCACAGCCUCACUGCUCUCUCCAGGAACAAUUCCCAUCUCCCAGAGGUGCUGGAAUCUCUGUGCUGAGCCCAGGGCGUGCUCAGGACUGGGAAUACUUUUGUAAUGGGUGGGACCUUGGCCUGGGGAACUCGUGAGCCUUUGUGGUCCAUUUUUAACAUCUUGCCAGAGCUUUUCCUUCCUUCUCCCCGCCUUGACUGGUGUCACUUUUGUAUAUUAUUAUUACCAAAUUGUGCCAGGUGGUCACUGCUUCCUACUACCAAGCUCUUUAUAGGCCAGAGCUAAACAGAUAUUUUUAUUAAUCCUUAAAAAUCAGAGCAGAACCAAUUGACAUGUGAGUUAAUUUCAUGGAAUUUGAUAAAACCACACGAGCCCUGUCCAUCCUGUCACCAUUUCAGGUGUGCAGGGUGUGAUAUUAGGCCAGUCUCAGAGUGUCUGUGGCCAUUAUUUGGUUGCUCACAGAUUUCACUGGUAUUUGACCCAAAAGAAGCUGCUUCCAGGGGAAGGGAAAUGGGCAGAGCAUAGCUGGGUACAGCAGACAUUUCUCUGGGAUUUUCUACUGUAAGUAAUGUGUAUAUGUACAGCGGUGUAGAUUUAUUUUGUCUUUUUAAUUAAGAAACUUUCACUGUCA